This is a messenger RNA of Pygocentrus nattereri (red-bellied piranha), 6414 nucleotides long. RefSeq names its product activin A receptor, type 1 like (gene acvr1l). The transcript is spliced from 11 exons. Gene Ontology annotation, biological process: protein phosphorylation; cellular response to growth factor stimulus; BMP signaling pathway. Lineage: Eukaryota; Metazoa; Chordata; Actinopteri; Characiformes; Serrasalmidae. Gene Ontology annotation, cellular component: plasma membrane; BMP receptor complex. Bases 272 to 1789 code for a protein of 505 amino acids. Gene Ontology annotation, molecular function: ATP binding; SMAD binding; transforming growth factor beta receptor activity, type I. The record is from RefSeq and is a predicted model, not a curated record.
UCAGGACUGGGGUGCAGUUAGCUGUAGGCUAGGCUAGCUAACGCUAGCUAAGUCUGUGUAGGGCGACGGCUGGUUUAGUAGAGCUGGCUAGUAGAGUUGGCUACCGAGCUGUGGUGAGAUGUUUACCGGCUGUUUAGUGUCUGGGCUGGACUUCGAGGUGGGUUAGCCGGCAGUGUUGGAGACGAUGACUGUACUGGCGAGGACUGGCGGUUAUGCAGAUAUAUAAAGGCGUUGAGAGUCACAUCAGGAUUUGUACCAUGCAGUGAACCAAAUGGGUCAUUGCUGCACCCGAGUCUUUUUCCUCCUGCUGCUCCAGGCGUUGCAGACUUUAGCUGAAGAUGGGUCCAUUGACUGUGUGUGCGUGGGCAGCGACUGCAUGUCUCAGCAGUGUAAGGGAGACCAGUGCUAUGCCUCCGUGACCGUUAGCAAUGAUGUACCCUCGUUCCGGCGCGGGUGUUUGGUUGGCCCAGAGAGCAGGCGGAUGACCUGCUCGGCUGCCCCCUCGGCCAGUCAUGUAGUGGAGUGCUGCUCUCAGCCAAUGUGCAACCUCAAUGCCACAGUGGAGUCACUGCUGCAGCUGCUGCCCAAGAGUCCAGAGGGUGAGCCUGUGCGCUACCGUGUGGAGACCCUGGUGCUUUUUGUGUUGGGACCCUUUGUAGUGUUGGCCCUGCUGGCCACUCUGGCAGUGUUGGUCUGCCGCAGGCUCCACCCAGGCCGCUUGGAGAGACUGCACGAGUUUGAUCCGGAGCAGGGCGCCAUCGACGGCCUCAUCGCUCCCAACGUGGGAGACAGCACCUUGGCGGAUCUGCUUGAUCACUCCUGCACGUCUGGCAGUGGGUCUGGACUGCCGUUCUUGGUGCAGAGGACGGUGGCCCGUCAGAUCAGCCUGGUGGAGUGUGUCGGGAAAGGGCGAUACGGGGAGGUGUGGAGGGGACAGUGGCAGGGAGAGAAUGUGGCUGUGAAAAUCUUCUCCUCCAGAGACGAGAAGUCCUGGUUUCGGGAAACCGAGAUCUACAACACUGUUCUACUGCGGCAUGAAAACAUAUUAGGGUUCAUGGCCUCAGACAUGACCUCGCGGAACUCCAGCACUCAGCUGUGGCUCAUCACGCAUUACCACGAGAACGGUUCGCUGUACGAUUACCUACAGCGGGUGGCCGUGGACAUGUCUGACGGCCUGCAGAUGGCGGCGUCGGUGGCCAGCGGCCUCGUUCACCUGCACACUGAGAUUUUCGGCACUGAGGGUAAACCGGCCAUCGCCCACCGCGACCUGAAGAGCAAGAACAUCCUGGUGAAGAAGGACCUGCGCUGCUGCAUCGCUGAUCUCGGCCUGGCGGUCACUCACUCUCAGGCAGACAAUCAGCUGAAUGUGGGGAACAACCCCAAAGUGGGCACCAAGCGCUACAUGGCCCCCGAGGUGCUGGAUGAGUCCAUUCAGACGGACUGCUUCGAUGCCUACAAGAGGGUGGACAUCUGGGCCUUUGGUCUGGUGCUGUGGGAGAUCGCCCGGCGCACUUAUAGCAACGGGAUCGUGGAGGACUACAAGCCUCCAUUCUAUGACCUGGUACCUAAUGACCCCAGCUUUGAGGAUAUGCGUAAAGUGGUGUGUGUGGAGCAGCAGAGACCAUUCAUCCCCAACCGCUGGUUCUCUGAUCCUACGCUGUCUGCUCUGGUCAAGCUGAUGAAGGAGUGUUGGUACCAGAACCCGUCGGCUCGCCUCACAGCCCUGCGCAUCAAAAAGACUCUAGACAAAAUCCACAGCUCCUUGGAGAAGGGCAAGCCGGACUGCUGAGCCCCAGGAACAGAGCCCUUCUAGCAGGACCACACAGAUCCUAACAAUGGUGUCUGUAUUCUGGCCCUGGAUGUUCAUCAUGCUGGUCUAGGAACAGCUCCCCCAUCACCUCUGUAGGAAACACUGAUCCUGGAUCUGCACCUUUGCUCUUCUCCAAGACCUUCUGAUCAUUCUCUGGAUCCAGAUGUUUUACAUCUCCCUUUCUUCUAUGACUUUGACUGACAGCAUCAGACCAGACAGCGGCCGUGGAAUACAAGUGAAGCCAUUUUUGUUGGCCGUAUUGGACUGAAACCUCAACAUUUGCACUGAGGCUGGUUUGUACCUGGUCUCAGAGACUACAGAUGCCCCGGCCAGCGUAAAGAUAUUAUGCAUCAACACGCCUCACAGUCGCUACCCAUAAUGGCGAGCCAGUGCAGUGUGAUCAAGUUCUGCUGUUCAAAUUAGACUACUUGGUCAUAGGGGAGCUGAUCCUGGAUCAGCAUUCUGGACUUUUGGACUCUUGAUAACGUUUUUAAACGUAAUUUUUCCAGACAGUCUCACCACACAAGAGUGAACAGACAACACUGGAUAGAUUCGAAGACACUAAUCCUGGUAACCUCCAGGCUGCCACACUACCACAGUAGAUUUUGGAAAGAAAGUAAGCCUGGCGAAACAUCCUUCUUUGAAACACUAAAGACACUUUUUCAUGUUUUCCGUCAUCUUAUCGUUGGCCGAGUGCGGUCAAUGUUGGUUCGGUUCAGCAUUUAGUGCCCUGCUGUAGUUUUUGCCUGUGACUGAAGCCAAACUGGCACUAAAGCCUUUCUUGCGCUCUUUUCAUCUUUCUUUAUCUUUCGCACAGCCCUUGCGCUGGGCAGUCACACUAAAACUUAAGUGACAAUCAUUUUGCUGCUCGGUCAGUCCUGCAUUACUAGGCUGCGUUUUUUGGGCGUCCUUUGUCAUAUUGCUCUAAUGCAAAUCUUUGUAGGUUAACCUUUACGCCUUUUUCUGUCAGCAUUGACGCACAUGCACCAUCAUGUACGUUGUAGUCGUUUUGUGUCCCCAGUGCUUUUUGCUCUUGAAUUGCAUAGUAAGCAGAAUAAGCGCAACUGAAACAUGUAUUGGUUAGGAUCUGCUUUAUAAAAGACGGAGUUUGGAGGCUGUUGAGGAGGCAGAUUUCGUCUCGUUUGAGAAGCUUUUGGGCUCUAGAUGUGGGCACCAAGACACUGAUGUAUUUAUAAUGAAUGAGGACAAAGAAGAAGGAAUACUGCUAGACACUGCAUUGUAAACUGUGACCGUAAUAGAAUGUAAUAUAUUGUAUUUAAAGAUAGGAUUACUAAAAGUGUAACGUAGCUCGGAUAAGGCUUCCUCGCUUUGCCAAGUUAAGGCGCACCUGGUCUGGUUUUAUUACUUUUCUCAAGCACGUUUUAUGCAUAUGGGGGGGAGUUCCACUCAUUUUCUUUCUUUUUGCUUAAUUUCUGCAUAAUUCAGAGCGGUUUAAUGUGGAAUGGUGCAUUGCAGAGAAACUGACCCACUCAAGAUUCCUUUACAGUGGUAGUGAUAGGAACCAGAAGGCAUCGUUCAAUAAUAUAGCCAUUUUAUCUGAUGGCAGAUGAACCUACAUGUGUCUUCUGAGUUUGUGUUGUGUUUAUAAUGCUGUCAUGUUAUGUUGUUCUUAUCGUGUUCUAUGUACAACUGUUAAGACACGUUUGGCAUGAAUCCUGUCUCAAAAAUAUCCGAAAACAGUGUCUCGGACAUCAGGCAGUGUCUUCAUAACCAUUUCACGUAAUGACUUUCAGUGAGGGAGCAUUUAGAGGUGGAUGUCUGGUUCCUGUCACCACCACUGUGAACAUUUCUGAGUCUAGUUUGUCCAAAACGCGUCAUUUCACAUCAGACCACUCUCCAUUUAAUUAUGCAGAAAUUUUAGGAAUGUUGGAAACCAGGUGGAGUUCCCCUUCAAAACGACUUCCGCUCACCCGCACUGUGAGAAUGAUCCGUCUUUGGACUGAACAGUUUGAUGGAACUGCGAGGACCCUGAAGCGUUUGUCUUCCUCCGCACGAAACGAAGCUAAACAGUGACUUAUAAAGCAGGAGCGGCUUCAGGUUUUGCCCACCCCAGCGUACGUGAGGGUGUUUACUGUCCUGAUUCAGCUCAUUAUUAAAGGGGAACUCCACCGCAUUUUCAAAAUGUCCACGUGAUUCAGUCAUUGAGGCAAAGUCAUUGAGUGGUUUGAUGUAAAGUGGUUUAUUGUAGGGAUACUGUGGCUUGGCUUCAGGGGCUGGUUUCACAAAAUAUUUCUCAUUCUUAAGAAAAAGGUUAGGAGAAAUUGUUGUUCUUCAAAUAACUUCUUAAGAAUGAUCUUAUUAUCUUGUUUUCUUAUGAACCUUAUGUUCUUAAAUUUUUUCUUAAUCUUACGACUCGCACUCGGCUACAAGAGCUGAUAAGUCGGCAUCUAAAUUGAUCACGGAUGCUGUCUUUGCUCCUCCUGUCCGUCACCCCACGAUUAUAUUUCCGAUGAGGAUUUUUCUCCUGUUGGCUGUUUCGUCCACCAUUAUCUCCUGUUCUUGGUUUGCAAAAAUUUUUUAAGCACUUGAUUUGAUGUUUUCUCCCCGUUUUGCUCCUCGGAGCAGAUUAAACUAAACAAUGCAAAUAACAUUUAAUACAAUGUCAGAACGUAUCUCACGUCGCUUAUGGUACGUUAAAAUGCAACAUAGCCUGCAUAAGAAAACAAUGAUUUUCUUAAGAAAACGUUUGAGAACUUGCUGUUUUUCGAGAAUUUAAAAACGUUCUUAUGAACUUAGGAAGUGUUGGUCGUAAGCAUCUUCGUUUUUUUUUCUUGAAGCUUUCGUGAAUCCGGUCUCCGAUCUUUUUAUUCAUAUGUGAGACAAGUUUGUUUUUGUGUGACAGUGUGAGCGACAAAAAAGACACACUGGCCCUUAGUGAUCAAAGCUGCGUUUAACAGAAUGCCCCGUCUUUAGUGAUGCGCGAAGUCGCUACGUCUGAAACAAGCAGAGAUUUUAGCGCAAAUGAAAAUCUGCAUUGGUGCGUGAAAUCAAGCGCCGGCCUACCAGCAGCUCAUUUACAUAUGAUUUACAUGAAACAUCCUAAUUUGUGCAAAUGUUUCAUAAGGCCUGAAACACUUCACACAAGGACGCAGACGCUUUGAGCUACACAGACGGGGUUUCACUCAUGGUCGCAUUCAAAAAUGUGUCUCGACACAUUUCAUAACACAGUGCAAGCGUCACAGCAAGGGGGCGCUAUAAUGGCACCCAAGCCUGACUGAGCGGUCUUGUAUCACCAGCGUGCUUCUCAACUGCCACAGCAGACGACCACUUAAGUCCCAAACAAAGACGGCAUAAAAAUCUGAUUAACUAUCGUAUUUCCAGUCUGAGAGAAGAGGUAAAGCAGCUCACUCUCCUCUAUUGUCCACGUUUAGUUGUUGAGGCUGCUGGAAUAACAGAUCUGUCUCUGAUCUGUACUCUAUCGCCCCCUUCAGUACUGAGUGUUUUAACCUCCACAGCAACGUAAGAACGCGCAGUGAGUGUACAGGACCAAGCAUUUGCAAUGCGUUGACGUUUGUGUUUGCGUCCUUGUGUGAAGUAAGUUUCAGGUCUAAGGUGUAAGGAGCCCGUUCAAAAGCCUAUGAGCCAAUGACUGCAGAGGAAUCUGUGUUGGGUGACCUUUUUCAGGAUAGUGAUCUGUUCAGCCUGCAGUGAAAUACAGGCCACAUUAAAAAUCAGAUCUGAAUGUCUGAGAUCUUUACAGUGGUGGUGAUAGGAACCAGGGGUCAGAAUGCCUACAAUACAAAUACACUCACUUUAUUUACUACUCAAAAUGACCUACAGGGCCUUCUGAGCUUUUCUAUGUAAUGAUGAUGGUAAAAUAGUAAUACAUUUGAAAAAAACUUACCCCUCUGAAAUGAAGGAAUAAAAAAAAAAUAGCUGAAAUCUUUUUUUUUAACUAUAAAAAUAACAUUUUAGACUUUAGGCAGCGUAUGUACUCUGUGAUAGAGCUUUUAAACGGAUUCAGACGUCUGGUUCCUAUCACCACCACUGUGAGCAAUUCUGAUUCUCCAAGUUUCUCCAGAACGUAGCAUUUCACACCAAACCACUCUGAAUGACUCUGUUUGCGUCUCAAUCAUUUAUAUAUGCAGACAUUUUAACAAAAAAAAAAGAGAAGUGUCCCUUUAAGCCCGUCAGGAGACUUAAGAUGGCAAAUACUUGAAAUCGGAUGGUGGGCAGAAUCUGCAAACGUGCUUUCCAGACCACCUCUCCAGUGUUAAAGGGUGUCCGAAUCCUUUUUUCGUUCAGCAAUACUUGUUACGCAGUUUAGAAAGAAGAAAAAAAUAUCACGGUAGAAGGCGAGUUUGGUGCUUAUGUUUUUUUUUCCCCCAGCAAUGUUAUUAUUUUAUUUUUAAGAUGCGCAUUUAUGUUUAGCUGUGUUUCUUUUAAGGACCUUGUUUGAAUUUAUGCAGAUUUUUACAUGCCAGAAAAAAAGAAAUGCCCACUGUUACCAAAAUAAUUGGCUUCAUUGCCUACAUGGAUUAAAAUAAAUUCAUAGGAAAGGAACUUGUUCAAUGGAAUCCAGUGUAUUUAAAUGACGAGUUACAAUAAAAUGUCAUGCUGGGUCAAUAAAACGGCUUCUGUAA